Molecule: messenger RNA, 2607 nt
Organism: Trypanosoma rangeli
Lineage: Eukaryota; Euglenozoa; Kinetoplastea; Trypanosomatida; Trypanosomatidae
Product: asparagine synthase (glutamine-hydrolyzing)
Exons: 1
Coding region: 1-2607 (868 amino acids)
Molecular function (GO): asparagine synthase (glutamine-hydrolyzing) activity
Source: RefSeq, a predicted model, not a curated record
AUGUGUGGUAUAUGCUGCAUUCUGCAUCUGUGCGGGCGAGAGGACAUCCAUGACGCAACGGUAUGCAAAGGCGGCGACGUUGAUCGGGCGGCGAUUUAUCAGUCGUUGCAACGUCGCGGUCCGGAUGCAUUUGCAUCGCUGCAACUUGACGUUGCUUCUGGUGUCCGCGUGGAGGCGACUUGUGCCGUUCUGCACCUACGUGGUACUGUUUUUGGUGAACUUUGUGCUGCUGAUGGCGGCGGCAGCGUCAGCGUCAGCGGUGGGAUGCCACAGCCGGCGAUGGCAGCGCCUAGCUGCUCUUGUCCACAAACACCAUGCCUGUCGUUCCUUGAGUGGAAUGGUGAAGUGUUUGGUGGUGCGCUGCAGUUGCAUCCUGAGAUAUCCGAUACAACUGCCGUUCUUGAGCGCCUGCACCAGUUGGAGCAUAGCUUCGCGAUAAGUCUGUGCGACGGCUUCAAUGAAACAGAUAAUGCGCGUUAUGCGGCUGCUCUGACCGCGGCGCAGACCUCGUUUGCGGAGUCGUGUGUGCGUUUCUUUGAAAGUGACAUUGAAGGGCCCUAUGCUUUUGUGUACUACGCCCACUCGCUGCGGUUAUUUCUGUUUGGGCGGGACCCACUUGGGCGACGGUCCCUGCUUUUGCAUGUGUCCGCGGCCUCGCCGGCAAAGAUGGAGAAGGGCAAGAGCGGUGCCUUGGAGACAAAUUAUGUGGAGAUAGUGAUAUCUUCUGUUGCGGGUGGUCACCUGAAAUCAAGUUGCAUGCGAGGAGAGGCUAAGGGAGAGGGUAAUAAACGCGGGAGAGGUGGAUCAGACAACCGAGCUGAGAAAGGUGACGAGGAUAAGGACGACGAGAAGAACUCUGCCGCAUCGCUUUUUUCCUUUUCUUCUGGUUGCUGCUGGCAAGAGAUCCCCAACACGGGUCUCUUUGUCAUUGACGUGGCAGCGUCCGCACAGACCUCUCUGGUUUCUCAUUUUCCUUGGUCGAUGGCUCACAGUGUGCACCCACUAUUGCGCUUUCAAUCCCAGCCGCAGCCUAACCCAGGGAGAGGGCACUUGGGAAUUAACAAUGAAAAUACUGCGGAGGAGUGUCCUGCGAUCAUUCGAUGCCUUCUGCAGGAGAUUGGUAUGCUUUCCCUACCGCUGCUGCAGGACCCCAUUAGUUUCGACGUCGCCAUGGCCACCCGCUACCUUCAGUCUCUUUGGAAAGCCGUGGGGGUGCGUGUCAAGGCUGAGAACUGCGGUGCGGAUCCCACGCGACCGAUUGGGGUGUUGUUUUCCGGAGGCAUUGACUGCACCGUGCUGGCCGCGAUUACGCACUAUCUUCUACCUGUCACCACUCCUAUUGAGUUAAUUAAUGUGGCUUUUGGAGAUGCUCCAGAGCUUGCCCCUGAUCGGCUGGCCACAUUUAGAGCCUUUGAGCAGUUGCUGCAGCUGCCAACCUGCUUGAAAGAAGGCAAUCAGGAGACAUUCUGCGCGAGUGGCAGGGAGUGGCGUCUUGUGCUGGUGGAUGUCCCUCACAACUCCAACACGUCUUACAUUCGGAGCCUACUAUGCCCGGGAAACUCUAUUAUUGACAUGAGCAUCGGCACUGCAUUAUGGCAUGCUGCGCAAGGUUGUGGACGAAUGCAGCGUGUCUUCGCUGACGCUGAAAUUGCGCUUCGAAUGCGGUCAAGAACUCGUUCGUAUGGUCGUCAUAAAUUGUACCGGGUGUCAACUGCGAGGACGGCAGGUGCCCGUGAGUUGCAAGGGGCAAUUCCUACGCACAGUGACGCAGAUAACGAGGCGAAAUUUGCGCCUUUGCUUGAGGCUAUUAUUACCGAAUUGGAGGCCUUUAACGAGGAGCCCUCAUCUCCUGUGUUGCUGUCAACCUUGGGAAAAGAUCAUGAGGCCUCACUGCGUCCUGUGUUAUGCAAAUAUGGGUACAAAAAACUGGGGUCGUAUCUCAACGAUGCGUCCGCGGCCGGUGUGAUUGCCUUUGCUAGGCAUGACGAGGCGCCGUCCAAAGCCAUUCGUCUGGUGAAGCAGACGGAUAUGGCGAAAGUGCAGCGAGUGGCACCUGCAAAGUGGCUGGUCGACGAUGGCGAGUCGUCCCCGUUGGGGUCCUGCGUGGAUACCUACACCUGCGAGUCGCGUGUGUUGCUCCUCGGGAUGGGAGCAGAUGAGACGCUUGGCGGGUACGUUCGUCACCGCCGUGCCUUUGAGCGCCGUGGAGUGACGGGCUUGGCAGCGGAGCUUGACCGUGAUUUUGCACGACUGUGGAAACGCAACUUGGGGCGUGAUGACCGCGUGGUGAGUGAUAGUGGGAGGGAGGGCCGGUACCCCUACUUGGACGAAGAGGUGCUGGAAACACUUGGUUCAAUAGCCGCAGAGGCCUACCGACGCGCUACCGACACGACGUGUGCCACUGGCACUGGUAGCGUGGAGGCGGAGGCGGCGCUACAAGAGGCGCUCGCACCAGUCUGCUGUUUCAGCGCUGAAGAUGGCCCGCCUGGUGUGGGUGACAAGAAGAUUCUGCGGCUCUGUGCCUCCAUGCUUGGGCUCGGUGACGUGGUGCGGUUGCAGAAGCGUGCGAUUCAGUUCGGUUCCCGUGUCGCACAGGCCCAUGCUUGA